Messenger RNA from Laetiporus sulphureus 93-53, 336 nucleotides. RefSeq lists its product as uncharacterized. Bases 1 to 336 code for a protein of 111 amino acids. NCBI's taxonomy places the organism in Eukaryota, Fungi, Basidiomycota, Agaricomycetes, Polyporales, Laetiporaceae. Gene Ontology annotation, biological process: vacuolar proton-transporting V-type ATPase complex assembly. Gene Ontology annotation, cellular component: endoplasmic reticulum membrane. The transcript has 2 exons. The record is from RefSeq and is a predicted model, not a curated record.
AUGCCUCAGCAGAAGGAACAAAUGGAUGAGGCGUCGGCCACGCCCGUCGUCUCCAACUCGUUCAUGGGCAACAUCCUCACCCCGGGCUCCUCGCUAAACCCGACCUUUCUUCUGCUCCUAGAUGCAGCGUUCGGGGCGCUUCUUCUGGUCUUGCUCUCGCUAGCCGUAGCGACGCGCGGAAACAUACACCUGAUCUCGCUCAUGGGGAUCGAGCUUGCGCUAUGGGCGAGUGUGAAGUGGUUUGUUCACGAUUUACAUUUAUCCGAGGGCCAGGAGCAGGACCACGGUACGGCAGCUGAGGCGCAGGGGCCGUCGACGAGGACAAAGGAGGACUGA